AUGUCGCCUUUCCAUCGGUCUCAGGCGGCGCCUUCCACGCCUGCGACAGCCAUGGACCAAGACGAAGAACCACACACUGUAGCGGUCCCCACGCCAAAUGAGACUACAUUACCGGCCUCUACUACGAUGCCUGUCCUCCCAGUAUUGCCCGAGGCUGCGCCACCCGCGCUAGAUGAUACGUCGCUGCCAUCGCAGCCGUCCCCGUACGCGCGGCGUACACACGCACCGCGCUCUUCGCUCGGGGCUUCCACCUCUACGCCAUUCCAUCCAGGAUCGUUUGAGACGCCGACUAAGCGUCCUACUUCCUAUGCCACGUCGCCCAUGACACGCUCGAGCACCGGGCUUUCGCCCUCGCCUGGCCGGAAACACGCGCCGAUCUACUUUGGGCCUGGCACGACGUCGCGCAAGACAUACUCGCCGUUGCGAACGUCUCUAUCCUCUAGCCACUCUAUGAGUGCGAUUCCCAGUACACGCACGCCGAUUCUGGCUAGGGAUAUGGAGCUUACGACCCCGGAAAAGCGCCGUAAAUUGCACGAUGACACCACACCGAGUCACGUUACAUUCGCCUCGCCCUCGUCCCUGACUCGCUCCGCAUCCGUGUCAUCGCCACGAAAACGUGCUGCAGAGGAUGAGCACGAGACACCCACGGCAAGCACCACGGCGGCGGUCGAUCGUGUGCCGGAAGUGGCGGAAGAACCAGAAGUACCAGUCCGUCGCUCGACACGGCCCACACGCGCUGCAUCGACCAUGCGCCAGGUGCUCGACUCGAUGCAGCCGGUUGCGCCACCCAAGCCAGCUGUGCCUGAGGUGGUGAAUCCGUACCAAACGCGGUCGAAGUCAGCACGGCCAUCGACGCCGAGCGCGCCAUCCACACGUGCCAAGGCCCUGGAAGCAGCACGGCAGCGUGCAUCGUCUGUGACGCCUGCGUCGACGGCGGAUACAUCGACAACUUCUCUGUUGGACGUGGUCGAACGAACUGAGCCCGUCCAUCGCUCACCACGCCGUUCUCAACGUUUAAGCACCACGGAUUUGACGAGUCUCUCGCCUGAUAGGCCAGGCGUUCGUCCUCUUGCGAACAAGCCCAAGCGGCCGUCGCCCCUGUCGAUGGGCACGACGGCGGCGGACAGCGACGAGCACGAAUCAGACAUUCCGUCGGCGACCCCAUUGAAUGAGAAGCCAGCCAUAUCCUCAUCUUCGUCGGUCGCUUCGUUCCUUACUGUGCCACGGACCAAGCCAGCAGUCUCUUCGCCCUUGGCUACAUCUGUCUCUACGUCGUCGCUGACUAGUUCGUCGCCUGUGACGGUGCCAGCACUCUCUACAGCGCCGGCGCCGGCCCUUGCACCAUCGGUAUCGAAAGCAGAGGCUGACGCCCCCACUGUGACUACGCCAGCAGCGCCAGCAGCGCCAACAACGCCGGCCUGGUGCAUCCUUCGGCCACCGGAGGAACGUACGGCGCCAUCGACAGCGACCAAGGAACAAAAAGAAGCACUAAGUGUAUCAUACAACGACCUGCCCACCUAUGCCUUUGAUAUAUCGGCACCGCAGGCCAUAGCAGAGCCACCUUCCUCGGUUUCGACGGAAGCUACGCCCCCAGUACCGACGCUGUCGACCUCGGUGAACACAGCCAAGCCUGCUUUUGUCGGAUCAACAACGCCUGCGGCCUCUGUGUCAGCCAAGACGAAUGAGAGCAGUACAUCCACCCCCUCCAUGUCGCUGGGGACUGCCAAGCCAGCGGACGCAACGAAGCCCAGUUUUUCAUUUGGUUCGACCACGCCAGUGGAAGCGCCGAAAUCCAGUUUCUCUUUUGAAUCGGCUAAGCCGGCGGACACAUCGAAGCCCAGCUUUUCUUUCGAUACGGCCAAGUCGACUACAGACGCCCCGAAACCUGCGUUUUCGUUCGGGACCACGUCGGCCAAGUCUACUACCGAGACAUCCAAGCCAGGCUUCUCGUUUGGCUCGGCGUCAGUACCGGCAGCCAAGCCUGCACCCACCUUUUCGUUCGGUGCCACGUCCUCAUCCUCCUUGCCUUUUGGCAGCGGCAGCUCGUCAUCCAAUGAGAAGCCAAGCAGUGGCUUUUCCUUUGGGUCGACCGGUGAUAAGACCUCGACAGGGUUUUCCUUUGGUGCCGUGGGCAAGAAGCCCGGCUUUGCGUUCGCAGCGCCUAGCAAGACCGAACCGGUGGCGGAGGAGACGACAUCGCCAGCCACCGAUGCUGCAUCAUCAGCGGAUGCUACGGCCUCGUCCGAUACCAACGCAUUGACGAGCUGUGGCGAAGGUGAGGAAGAUGAAGACACUGAGCAUGAAGCUCGGGCCAAGAUCUGGCGCUUGGACAGCGGUCAAUGGCAAGAUAUGGGGGUGAGUAUUUUCCGUAUCAAGCGUGCCAAGUCAACAGGCAAGUGCCGUGUGCUGGCGCGCAAUGCGGUGAAUGGCAAUGUGGUGCUCAACUUUGCCUUGUAUGAGGGCAUGAAAGUGACACUUGACAAAAAUGUGCUCACCUUCCUAGGCUUCAUGGAUGCCAAGCCUUGCAACUUGCGUUGCAAAGUCAAAACCAACGAGGCGGCUGAAAACCUCCGUGACGCUCUCGUAGCGCAUGCUAAUGCAGACUAA
Molecule: messenger RNA, 2607 nt
Organism: Malassezia pachydermatis
Lineage: Eukaryota; Fungi; Basidiomycota; Malasseziomycetes; Malasseziales; Malasseziaceae
Exons: 1
Coding region: 1-2607 (868 amino acids)
Biological process (GO): intracellular transport
Source: RefSeq, a predicted model, not a curated record